Messenger RNA from Condylura cristata (star-nosed mole), 6152 nucleotides. It is a transcript of the gene APAF1, whose product is annotated as apoptotic peptidase activating factor 1. Gene Ontology annotation, cellular component: apoptosome. The transcript is spliced from 27 exons. Gene Ontology annotation, molecular function: protein binding; ADP binding. The coding region runs from base 493 to 4242 and encodes 1249 amino acids. Gene Ontology annotation, biological process: regulation of apoptotic process; apoptotic signaling pathway. The record is from RefSeq and is a predicted model, not a curated record. Lineage: Eukaryota; Metazoa; Chordata; Mammalia; Eulipotyphla; Talpidae.
UUGACUGCUCGGCGGUCCUGUGGCCGAGAGGAAACAGCGCGGAUGCUGUAUUCCUGGGCCCAGGCGGUGAGGGAGCCGAGGGUAAAGGGGCUGGGCCGUCCGCGACUCCCGAGGACCUGAGUUAGCCGCGGCGGCGCCCGGGGCUUCACCUGGCUCCAGGGUGCAACAGCUGCCGGAGGGAAGGAGCGACAACCCGAGGCGCCUUCUCCCUUUGUGUCCCGGGUGGGGUCCACCCAGAGGACGGCCUGCUGGCCAGGCCUCACCUCGGCACCCAAGGACUCGCCCUGGCGCUCCGGGGCCACGGGGGUAACGCCUGCCUCUCCGAAGGUCGGAGCUCCCCGGGGCUGCAGAGGCCCGGACUUGCCUGAACCCCGAUUUUCUUUACGAUAACCCCUUUGUCUGUUGCUCCCCCCACGACUGCUCUUCCGAGUAAGACCUCGGCGAAAAGCUUUGGCUCAUGGUUGGCAGCUCAAGAAAGAAAACUAAGGAAGGAUGGAUGCAAAAGCUCGAAAUUGUUUGCUUCAACAUCGAGAAGCCCUGGAACAGGACAUCAAAACAUCCUACAUCAUGGAUCACAUGAUUAGUGAUGGAGUUUUAACAGUAUCCGAGGAAGAAAAAGUUAAAAAUGAGCCCACUCAACAGCAACGAGCAGCUAUGCUCAUUAAAACGAUACUUAAAAAGGACAAUCAUUCCUACAUAUCCUUCUACAAUGCUCUACUACACGAAGGCUAUAAAGAUCUUGCGGCCCUCCUGCACAGUGGUGUUCCUGCUGUCUCUUCUUCCAAUGGCAAAGAUUCAGCUGGUGGAAUAACUUCAUAUGUGAGGACAGUCCUGUGUGAAGGUGGAGUACCACAGAGGCCGGUUGUUUUUGUUACUAGGAAGAAGCUGGUGAAUGCUAUUCAGCAGAAACUCUACAAACUGAAUGGUGAACCAGGAUGGGUCACCAUCUAUGGGAUGGCAGGUUGUGGAAAGUCUGUAUUAGCCGCAGAAGCUGUUCGAGAUCAUUCCCUCCUACAAAGUUGUUUCCCAGGGGGUGUAAAUUGGGUUUCAGUUGGGAAACAAGAUAAAUCUGGGCUUCUGAUGAAACUGCAGAAUCUUUGCACACGGUUGGAUCAGGAUGAGAGUUUCUCCCAGAGGCUUCCGCUUAAUAUUGAAGAAGCUAAAGACCGUCUUAGAAUUCUGAUGCUGCGCAAACAUCCAAGGUCUCUGUUGAUCUUGGAUGAUGUUUGGGACCCUUGGGUGUUGAAAGCUUUUGACAAUCAGUGUCAGAUUCUUCUUACAACCAGAGACAAGAGUGUUACAGAUUCAGUAAUGGGUCCUAAAUAUGUAGUGCCUGUGGAAAGUAGUUUAGGAAAAGAAAAAGGACUUGAAAUUUUGUCCCUCUUUGUUAAUAUGAAGAAAGCAGAUUUGCCAGAACAAGCUCACAGUAUUAUAAAAGAAUGCAAAGGUUCUCCUCUUGUAGUAUCUUUAAUUGGUGCAUUGCUACGUGAUUUUCCCAACCGCUGGGAGUACUACCUCAGACAACUUCAGAAUAAGCAGUUUAAGAGAAUAAGGAAAUCUUCAUUUUAUGACUAUGAGGCUCUGGAUGAAGCCAUGUCUAUAAGUGUUGAAAUGCUCAGAGAAGACAUAAAAGGUUAUUACACAGAUCUCUCCAUUCUUCAGAAGGAUGUUAAGGUGCCUACAAAGGUGUUAUGUAUUCUCUGGGACAUGGAAACUGAAGAAGUUGAAGACAUAUUGCAAGAGUUUGUUAAUAAGUCUCUCUUAUUCUGUGAUCGAAAUGGAAAGUCAUUUCAUUAUUAUUUACAUGAUCUUCAAGUAGAUUUCCUUACAGAGAAGAAUCGUAACCAACUUCAGGAUCUGCAUAAGAAGAUGAUCACUCAGUUCCAGAGACAUCAUCAACCACAUACGCUUUCCCCAGAUCAGGAGGACUGCAUGUAUUGGUACAAUUUUCUGGCCUAUCACAUGGCCAAUGCCAAUAUGCACAAAGAACUUUGUGCUUUAAUGUUUUCCCUGGAUUGGAUUAAAGCGAAAACAGAACUUGUAGGCCCUGCUCAUCUGAUUCAUGAAUUUGUGGAAUAUAGUCAUAUAUUAGAUGAAAAGUGCAGUGCAGUGUGUGAGAAUUUCCAGGAGUUUUUGUCUUUGAAUGGACACCUCCUUGGACGACAGCCAUUUCCUAAUAUUGUACAAUUGGGUCUCUGUGAACCGGAAACCUCAGAAGUUUAUCGGCAAGCUAAGCUGCAGGCCAAGCAGGAGGUCGAUAAUGGAAUGCUUUACCUGGAAUGGAUAAACAAAAAAAACAUCAAGAAUCUGUCCCGCUUAGUUGUCCGCCCCCAUACAGAUGCUGUUUACCAUGCUUGCUUUUCUGAGGAUGGUCAAAGAAUAGCUUCUUGUGGAGCUGAUAAAACCUUACAGGUAUUCAAAGCUGAAACAGGAGAAAAACUUCUAGAAAUCAAGGCUCAUGAAGAUGAAGUGCUUUGCUGUGCAUUCUCUGCAGAUAACAGAUUUAUAGCAACUUGCUCAGUGGAUAGAAAAGUGAAGAUCUGGAAUUCCCUGACUGGGGAGCUAGUCCACACAUAUGAGGAGCACUCGGAACAGGUCAACUGCUGCCACUUCACCAACAGCAGUCAUCACAUUCUCUUAGCCACGGGGUCAAGUGACUCCUGCCUCAAACUCUGGGACUUGAAUCAAGAAUCAUGUCGAAAUACCUUGUUUGACCACAGAAAUGCAGUUACUCACUGCAGAUUUUCGCCAGAUGACAAGUUUUUGGCUAGUUGUUCAGCUGAUGGAACGUUAAAGCUCUGGGAUGUCAAAUCAGCCAACCUGAGGAAAAGCAUUGAUGUGAAGCAGUUCUUUCUAAAUUCAGAAGAACCUCAAGAGGAUAUGGAAGUGAUAGUGAAAUGUUGCUCGUGGUCUGCCGAUGGUGCUCGAAUAAUGGUGGCAGCAAAAAAUAAAAUCUUUCUUUUUGACAUUCACACCAGGAACCUGUUGGCAGAAAUUCAUACGGGUCAUCAGAGCACUAUUCAGUACUGUGACUUCUCCCCUCAUAACCACUUGGUAAUAGUGGCUUUAUCGCAGUACUGUGUGGAGUUGUGGAAUAUGGACUCAUGUUUAAAAGUAGCUGAUUGCCGAGGACAUUUAAGUUGGGUUCAUUGUGUGAUGUUUUCUCCUGAUGGAUCAUCAUUUUUGACAUCUUCUGAUGACCAGACAAUCAGGCUCUGGGAGACAAGGAAAGUAUGUCAGAACUCUGCUACUGUCUUAAAGCAAGAAAUAGAUGUCAUGUUUCAAGAAAAUGAAGUGAUGGUUCUUGCAGCCGACAACCUAAGACAUCUGCAACUCAUUAAUGGAAAAACAGGUCAGACUGAUCAUCUAACUGAAGCCCAAGUUAGUUGCUGCUGCCUAAGUCCCCAUCUUCAGUACGUUGCACUUGGAGAUGAAGAAGGAGCCAUUAAGAUUUUAGAACCCCUAAACAACAGGACCUUUCAGUCCAGAAUUGGGCAUAAGAGCACUGUGCGGCACAUGCAGUUCACAGCUGAUGGGAAGACUCUCAUUUCUAGUGCGGAUGACCCUGUAAUUCAGGUAUGGAAUUGGCAAUCAGAGGACUAUGUCUUUCUGCAAGCCCAUCAGGAAGCAGUGAAAGACUUUAGGCUCCUGAAAAACUCAAGCCUGCUUUCUUGGUCAUUUGAUGGAACGGUGAAGGUAUGGAAUAUUAUUAAUGGGAGAAUAGAAAAAGACUUUGUCUGUCAUCAGGAUACAGUACUUUCUUGUGAUAUUUCUCCCGAUGCUACCAAAUUCUCGUCUACCUCUGCCGACAAGACGGCAAAGAUUUGGAAUUUCGAAGACUUUUCCCUUCUUCAUGAACUGAAGGACCACAAAGGCUGCGUGCGCUGCUCAGUCUUCUCUGUGGACAGUACCCUGCUGGCGACUGGAGAUGACAACGGAGAAGUCAGGAUAUGGAAUGUCUCAAACGGGAAGCUUCUUCAUUUGUGUGCUCCAAUUUCAAUAGAAGGAGGAGCUGCUACCCACGGAGGCUGGGUGACUGACCUUCGCUUUUCCCCAGAUAACAAAAUGCUUGUUUCUGCUGGAGGAUAUCUUAAGUGGUGGAAUGUUGUCACUGGGGAGUCCUCACAGACCUUCUACACAAACGGAACCAACCUGAAGAAAAUACACGUAUCCCCCGACUUCAAAACAUGUGUGACUGUUGAUAACCUUGGCAUUUUAUAUAUCUUACAGAUUUUAGAGUAAAAUAUUAAGCCUUAAUAUAGGCUGAACAUUUGAUUUUGAAUUGGAGAAGAAUUCUGAUGAAACUGUUUCAACUCUUCAUAAAACUGUGAAUUGUUCUGCAGUAUUGCAUUACAGAAGUGCUUGUGGUUGGAUGAAUGAUAUUUAAUGUAGCUUUUCCCCAAAUGAACAUACCUUAUAAUCUUGUUUUUCAUAAUCAUCAUUAUUGUUAAGUUUGUCCUAAAGAUGCAAAUGUAAAUAUGUACCUUGUUAGACUGUUGGUAAAGUUCUCUUGAUGCAUUCAACUUGGUUAACAUAAUUACAUUGAAGGAAACUAUUGUAAUACUCUCAUCGUGCAGGCCGUGCCUGGAGGCAUCAGCGGCCUGCUUGCUGAACCACGCUUCCCUCGAGGGGACAUGGUUCUCUCAGAUAUAAGCUUGGAGCUUAAUUGCACCCCCUUAAACUUGCUUUACAAAUAUUGUGACUGCACACAUUCUGCAUCAUUUUCUUUAAUUCACUCAGAACUUUUGAGAUCCAAAAUUCACAUACUUUCUGUGCAGCAAAAAUUAUGUGUGGGAAAGUGAACUGCCUUUUCCUCACUUGCAAUGGCAGCCACAGGCCAUAGGUGCUGGUGUCUGAGGGGCACUGACCUGCUUGCUCUUUUUUUUAAGCAGUUGCUCAACAGUUAAUGUUAGAAAAUCAGAAUAAUUGGAAGGUACAUUUAAUCAUGGUCAAUCAUACAUUUUAACAAUAAAAGUUUGCUAAGAAAUACAGUAAAAAAAAUCCCUUCUAAUCUCUUUUAGAUAAAUGGCAUUGUCAACAUUUUUCCUAGUAAUGCUCAAGAUAAUUGUCUAUGGUUUUUGAUGCAAUUCCAGCAACUUUGUCAUCUCUAGAAAUGUCAUUUUUAACCUUCCAAGUCUCCCUUUCCCUUUAACCUUCCCCUGCUCCCUUUCUCCUUUCCCCAACUGCCCUUUUCUCCCUCUAAGGUUGUUAAUCAGGAAAGAUAGUUUUUGACAGGGAAAAAGCACAUCAGCAUUAAUAACUUUUUUGACCUUCUGAUUAGGAACUUUAAUUGAAAUUUUAACCUAAAUGGUUUCCUUAAAAUAUAUUAAGGGAAAUGUCAAUGAAUUAACAGAUGUGGUUCAUAUAUUAAAUAUUACAAAAGUUUUUGUUUUUGCAACAGGAACUAAAUCAGUGAGUACUGGUGUUACCAGCAGCUGAGCAGUGAGCCAGUUCUGGGGGUGCAUAUUGGGGCGGGUGGGGGAAUAGGCCCUCCCGGGCAUAUUUUAGAUUAGCUGUUCCUACUUCGCAUUUGAGGGAACCAUAAAUAGUGAAUAAGAUCUUUUAUGUUUUGAAGAGUUUUUUUUUCUUUUAAUGGUGCAUUGAAGAAGCAGUUUACAGACUUACUGUCAUUUAAGCAAAUGUGAUGUGAAAAUCUUCAUUUUAUGAAAAGUUUCUGUAAAUAUUUACUGCUUAGAGUAUGUAAGUCAUAAUUUGAUUGCAGACAAUGUUUAAAAGCUCACAUCCUCUGCAGCACAGAACAUAAAGUAAUACAUUUGGGAAUUAAAAGUCACUUCACUGUUAAUUUAAAUGUUAAAGUAUAACAACAAAUGUCAAGUUUUUCAAAACCUUGACUGGCCCUUGUCUUAAAAGUUAAUUAAAAAGAAAAAUGGGAAAGACAGGCAGUGUGACAAAGCUGCACGGGCUGGGGCCUUUUUGUAAUUUGCAGGCCAACAUUUUUCUUCUCUGGUAAUUUUUUUUUUCUGUAUUGGAAAUUAAAUUGUGUUUGGAUACAUAAAGUUUUUUUUUUUAAUUGUGUGUGUGUCUUGUAUGUUUUCAACUGGUGGAUUUCAUGACAAUUUAUAGGCUAUUUUUGAUGUUAGCAUUCCUCUUUAAAAAAUGAAUUUUAAAAAUUUUAUGAAAAUAAAAUUCCU